AUGGAGCCCAAAUUCAAUACGAGCUUGCGUCCUAGCAAUUCAACCCCCUCGUUGAAAGCUGCGAGAACCCGCCCAAUAUCUGUUCGUUCUACAGGGUCUAGAUCAUACCGUCAUACAUUGUUGAAAUCGGAGGAUUCAACAGACCAAUUGAUCAGGGACUUGCCGAUACCUCCAGUCUUAACACAGGGACCGCCAGAGCUUACAGAGAGAGAUGCAGUCGUGACGCAUAGGCUCUCUCGUGUAUCCAUACCUAUACCUAUAAGAAAGUCUUCCAAGGCUGACCUUGAAAGCCAAAUACCGGGAACCCCUGUUCCCGACGAAACAAGACGACCAGGAAUAGUGUGCAUUGAUCCUACAAUACACCCUCCAGACAAGCACGCAGAAAUCCACCACCCUGGUUUAAUUAUAGGUGCUGACUUCUGCGAUGCUGGGCUUGCUGUUGAGCGCGAUUCUCCCAUCAGGACCCCACCAAGCAAGCCUGCUUCUGUGCGUUCUGCUCCUGUAUUAACUGGUCGGGUCCGCCGCGUUCUUUCAGGGGGUGACAUAUGCGAAGAUAUAGUUGAUGUUUCCGAGCAUAUCCACAAGAACCACAGCUCAGCUACCAAGGUUCGCCCGGCUAUUGGGUUAAUUCACCAUAACGAAAAGCACGGCGGCCACUUUCGUAUUUCGAAGGUCCAACCUGCUCGUGAAAAAGUCGAGCAAAAGAAGAUAAUCCAUCAAAGCAGGGCACACGCCCGAGCAGAUGUCACGCCAGAAGAACCGUACGUUGAGAAUAUCCACCAUGGCCAUAGUCUCGCGCCAAAAGUCCAUCUAUCCCCAGAUAAUUCUAGAGACAGUACACAUCACAGCGACCCCCACGACGGCCAUAUUUGGGUCCAGAAGGUACAGCCUUAUCAUGAAUCGGCAUCUACCGCUUUUAUAACAGAGGAAAACUCGAUUCCAAGGUUAUCCGUCAAGAAGCACGUCCAACAGGGUGAUGAUUCAGCAAAAUCUACUUCGUACUGGGGAUUCUUACCAGGAUUCAGGAAUCAAGAGGGUGAGAAGGCCGGGGUGACUGGUGAACCUGUGGAUGACUCGAUCCCUCAUGUUAGCAAUGAAAAUCAUCCUUCAUUGAGCGCUAGUCAGUACUCAGCUUCUCAAAAAAGCCUCGACACUGCCUCCAAAACCGUUGCAAGACUCACGGAAUUCAUUGGCAAUCAAGAGAUUAUCCGCCAUGCCAAUGCGAACUUGUCAUCACUUGGAAAAUUGUUUAGCCAUUCAGAGGACAGAGUUCCUCUUCGGGACAAUGGACAAGAAACGGAAAUUCAUACAGCUUCUGUUUCUCCAACUUCAUAUGCGCGUCGUCCAGGGGGUGAUGAAAAUGCUGCGGAACAAAGUAUAUUACCUGAAGGGAUUGACCCAGCGCAUGCCGCAACAUGGCUUCGUCAGUUUUUCGGACAUCCAGAGCCAAACCCUCCGAGUCUUACCCAACUACCGGAGAAAUCCCACCCUCGCCACGAGGAUCAUGACGACUAUCCCAACAACGACGACGAGGCGUUGGCUUCUAGAGCGACGAGUUUCUCAGGGAAAACUUCGAAGGAGGCUGGAAUAAUGGACACAGCUAUGCACAACCUUGAGCAACUACUUGACGAGGCACUUUUUCUCGCCAACGAAGCUACCGAAAACGACCAUUGCGGGCAUGGUGAUGACAAGGACCUCAUUUCCCGCCUACAGAAUGCAACUGAACCAUUUAACAUCCCCCACAUCUUAUCUGAUGCCAAGAAACUGCCAGAUACCAUCAUAGAUACGGCUGAAGAAAAGGCUGGUGACCUUAAGACUUCAUCCUCGAAGCCGGCAACCCAAGAAGGUCCAAUAGAACCUGACAUGCGGAACGGCAAUAUUGCGCGGUCAGAUAUAAAAAAUGGAUCGAAUAUCCGUGGCCUUCGGAAGCCUAAUGAAAGUUAUAAAGAAAGUUGCGAAGUACGCCAUCAGGUUUCCGACGGGGAGCAUAUUUUGCCUCUUCCACCACCAGGUAGUAAGCUAAAGAGACAAUAUGUAUCUCCAACUCUUCAGGCAUAUGAGGAAGAUGAUCCCACCGGGGUCAUAAGACCUCGUACUAAGGCCGUCCCCAACAGUAGAGAAGUUAGGGAGUAUAUUCGCGUAUUUCACCAGCCACCAAUCACCCCUCGUCACAGCUCCAAGAACCUUAGCGAAAACUCUCCAGGAAUGGAGCUUCAACCCCGUCGAUGGGCCACCAUUUCUGAGGGCUUCCGCAAAGAUGCAGAUGUAUACAGCUUGAAUGACGGCACAUCUGAAGAUACGAUAGACUUUUCCACCCAAUACAACAAUGAUAAACAAGGGGGGGAAAUACCAAGCAUCGAAGUGUCGACAUAUAACGGUAACCGGAAUGUGAAGGCGGCUUCCAAGAGAAUUCACGAGUUGCGCAACGUCAGCCUCCGGAGCAGGUCUCAUGUCAGUAUCAGGGAUGGACAACGAUUCAGCCUUACCAAGUCGGUGAAGCGACAGCCUAUAAUCGCUCGCGACUGGUCUCCUAUCCGUAAGAGAUUUGUCGCCUCCGUCGCGUGCAUCAGUACUGCCUUGAUUGGUAUCCUGGUAGGAAUCUAUGCAGGCUUGGUUCCGUCAAUUCAAUACUUCAUUGCAGAUUUCCACCAUUACUCAAUUAUCGGCAACGUAGUAUUAUACCUUGGAAUGGCAUUGUCGACGUUUUUUUGCUGGCCGUUGCCACUGCUACACGGCCGGAAGCCAUACAUCUUAUGCAGCCUAUCCGUAGCUCUGCCGCUUCUCUUCCCGCAAGCUGUUGCGGUUAGCAUACCCAGAUCACCGUACACGAGCGUUUGGAGAUGGGCGUUACUUCUUCCUAGAGCAAUCAUGGGAUGUGCUUUGGGUUUCGCGAGUAUGAAUUUUCAUUCGAUACUAACUGACCUCUUUGGGGCAUCCUUGAUGAGCAGCAAUCCGCACCAAGAGGUCGUCGACCAAUACGACGUAAGGAGACAUGGCGGAGGGCUCGGGAUUUGGCUGGGCGUCUGGACCUGGUGUUUCAUCGGCUCAUUAGGUAUCGGCUUUCUGAUCGGUGCCGUAGUCAUUGACACUCUAAAGCCAUCGUGGGGACUUUACAUUAGCAUCAUGCUAAUUGCACUCGUUCUCCUUCUUAACGUCCUACGCUCCGUCGCCGAGGUCAGGACCCCUGUAGGAAUAUCCCGAAGAGUAGCUCGCGGGGAGAUUAUGAUGCAUCGAGUCAAAGAUGGUCCCAAAUGGUGGGGACAGGAGAUGUAUCACGGGGUCGCUCUAUCUCUUGAAAUGCUUCGUCAACCGGGCUUCAGUAUUAUGGCCAUAUAUUCCGCGUGGAUAUAUGCUCAAGUCGUUUUAAUCAUCGUUCUCCUAGGGUCCUUGUCGUCUAGACACUACCAUUUCCGAUCUCCGUACGUAGGUGCCGCGGUCUCUUCCAUCGCCAUCGGAGCGCUUGCAGCAGUGCCGUUCCAAAUGGCAAAUCUCUUUUCACGGUCACGAUGGACAGGUCCGCCAACAAACAGUAUGACCUUCGAGAAGUCGGUAACUUGGACCUCCCACCUCGUUCGGCGCUCUAUUUUCAUUAUCGUACUCCCGAUUGCCGGAAUUCUAUACACUGUAGUGUCAUCUGGCCCGCCUGUCCAUGUCACAUGGGAUUGCUCUGACUUUCAGCCGGGCAUGACGGGUCGGUCUAGAUCAAGCAAAGAUAGUACCAAACGGACCAAUUACUCAUCUUUUCCCCGAGUUACUGCUGGAUGGAACAUCAUUCACAGCAUCGGCUUUAUUCUUGCCGCGGGAGCAACCGGUAUCGGUGGCAUAGUCACACGGAAUCUAGGGCAGAGGGCUGCAACGGGUAUUGUCGCAUCCAUCUUGUUCAUACACUCUCUCCUACUACUGGCCGUGUUUGCUCGUUUUCGCAGGAUACAAAUCAUACCCAACUCAAAGAGCCUCGAGAUGGAAAGAUGGACUGAAGAACGUCGACAUAGUCUGGCUCGACAUGCCUCAGCAGUAGCCGCUGCUAAAGCUAAUGGUCUUAAAGAUGUCACCGAGAUCCCCGAAGAAGACAAAUUCCGUCGUAUGAAUAUCCUCGAGCUGGGUUCCUUGACUCGCUGGAGCGAAAUCCGCAAGAAGAACCGAUUGAUCGACGAAGGCGUUCAUCUCAAUCGUCAAACAGUGAACUUAGCGCGCGACGAAAUUGACCGGAAACGCCACGAAAUUAUAGGUGACGUCCACCGGGGUGCAGAAGUCGUUGGGGACCUCGUCCGCAAAGUAAGCAAGAGGAGCAAACGCAGUCACGACAGUAAUCACGAUAACACUUCCCGAGAUGAUUCGGAUGACAUGGGUCCGUUAGGCCCAGCAGGGGCCGGACUUGAACAUGAGCAUUCCUCGUUACCCCGUGAGGUUUAUGCCGAGCGCGAAUGCGUCAUGGGCCAGGCCGUGCCAGAGGAAGCGGAGGUUUCACCGAUAGACGACGCAUCGGACGACAACUCGGGCGAUGAACAUGAAUGGAUACAAAUGGAAGAUCAUUCAUCUCAUAUGACCUCCAAGGUUCAGCCAUAUACUGACUUCAAAAGACAAAAAUUGCAAGGCGGCCAACCUAACACGGGGGAUUAUGUGAUCGACAUGGAUACCAUCCAAGGUGAACAUACCUCGCAUAGCGAAUCAAAGGUCAAGCCCGCUGAGCUAGGCGGUUCAGAGCAACAUGGCAUCUUCAAUCCCGAACCUAUUAUCACCUAA
Messenger RNA from Daldinia vernicosa, 4743 nucleotides. RefSeq lists its product as uncharacterized. The record is from RefSeq and is a predicted model, not a curated record. Gene Ontology annotation, biological process: transmembrane transport. The transcript has 8 exons. Gene Ontology annotation, molecular function: transmembrane transporter activity. The coding region runs from base 1 to 4743 and encodes 1580 amino acids. Lineage: Eukaryota; Fungi; Ascomycota; Sordariomycetes; Xylariales; Hypoxylaceae.